Molecule: messenger RNA, 540 nt
Organism: Carya illinoinensis
Lineage: Eukaryota; Viridiplantae; Streptophyta; Magnoliopsida; Fagales; Juglandaceae
Exons: 2
Coding region: 1-540 (179 amino acids)
Source: RefSeq, a predicted model, not a curated record
AUGGCUCAAACACCUCCCUUUGUCACCAACUCCACCAGUUCUACUCCUUCUACCGAACCUCAUAUCAUUGCCAUCAAUGCAAAUGCUCAGCUUCUCUACAAGCUAACCUCCAAUUUUCCUGCAUGGCAUGCCCAACUUGAUAGUCUUGGCAUUGGGUAUGAUCUCCAGGGUUUCAUCACUGGUUCCAACCCGUGUCCAAUACUUGAGACACUUCAAGAGAAGCUUGGCUCAAACUACACAAAUUGUUCUCGAACGAGGGUCAUGCAAGUCAAGGACACACUCACUUCAUUGAGUUGUGGUUCCAAGAGUGCUACAGACUACCUCCAGCAAGUGAAAUCCACUUCCGAUGAACUAGCACUCAUUGAUUCACCCCUCACAAAUGAUGAUCUCAUGCUUUGCAUUCUCAAUGGCUUGGAAUCCGAAUUUCGUGAUAUUGCAAGUUCCAUUCGCACUCAUGAAAAUCCUCUCACCUUUGACGAGCUCCCUGACUUGCUUGUUAGACAUGAGAGUUAUCUCCAUCAUCUUGAGACGCUGUCGUAA